Dromiciops gliroides (monito del monte) is the source of this 1134-nucleotide messenger RNA. RefSeq names its product actin like 10 (gene ACTL10). The transcript has a single exon. The coding region runs from base 1 to 1134 and encodes 377 amino acids. The record is from RefSeq and is a predicted model, not a curated record. Lineage: Eukaryota; Metazoa; Chordata; Mammalia; Microbiotheria; Microbiotheriidae.
AUGGGCAGGAUAGCCGUGGUCAUCGACAAUGGCAGUGGCUUCACCAAGGUGGGUUUUGCUGGGGAGGAAAAGCCCCGAUUUAUCCUGAAGACAGCCAGCUGCUUGCAUGACUGUACCACUGCGAUGCGGGGCAUGCCUUGCAGCCUGGAUGCCUUGGGCACAUCACCGAGCGGAAGCCGCCCCUUGAAGCACGGGAUUGUAGUAGACUGGGAAGCCAUGGAGAGUUUGUGGCGCCACCUCUUUGCUUGUGGCCUGAAGAUCAGCCCUAAAAACUGGCCUGUCCUCAUGAGUGACUCGCCCACCAGCCCACCCAAGCAUCGGGAGAAGGUGGCUGAACUGAUGUUCGAGACUUUCUCAGUGCCAGCCUUCCACAUAGCCAGCACAGGCCUGCUGGCUCUGUGCUCCGGGGGGAGCCUCAGUGGGUUGUCGGUAGAAGCUGGGGCAGAUGUGUGCCAUGCCACACCUAUCUACGCCGGCCACACCUGGCACAAGGCCACGUUCCGGCUUGAUAUAGCUGGGGCAGCCCUCUCUAAAUACUUCCAUGGACUGCUGCUGGAGGCCUGUCCUGAACUGAGGCUACAAGCCCUACCACGGCGCAUGGUCACCAAGCUGAAGAAGCAAUGCUGCUAUGUAUCCUUAGAUUACGAGGCAGCCUUGCGCGCCUCCACACUCCGGCUCCCCUCAGCAUGCUUCUGCACAGCCGACGGCUGCCCAGUGACCCUGACCGAUGAGCGCUUCCGCUGCCCCGAGCCCUUGUUCCAGCCCAGCAUGCUAGGCCACAGCUCUCCAGGCCUAUCCAGCCUGGCUUUCCAGGCCCUGCAGGCAGUUCCAGAAACGAUCCGGCCCAAGCUAGCGGCCAAUGUGCUGGUGGCAGGGGGUUCCACGCUCUUUCCUGGCUUCCCACAGAGGCUGAGGCUGGAGCUGAAGGCCCUGUGCCAGAAGCAGCAACAGUGGCCGGCAGUGACCUCAGGGACAGUGUUACAUCCACAUUUGGUGGCCAAACCGGAGCGGGGCCUGGCAGCUUGGGUGGGAGGCUCUAUGGCCGGCUCACUCCACUCCUUCCAUCGUCUAUGGGUAACACGUGCCAUGUAUGAGGAGCGAGGUGCAGGCUGUGUGCAUGCGGUAUUUGAUUGA